This is a messenger RNA of Oryza brachyantha (malo sina), 1989 nucleotides long. Its product is annotated as probable proline transporter 2. The transcript has 7 exons. Bases 434 to 1735 code for a protein of 433 amino acids. Gene Ontology annotation, cellular component: plasma membrane. Lineage: Eukaryota; Viridiplantae; Streptophyta; Magnoliopsida; Poales; Poaceae. The record is from RefSeq and is a predicted model, not a curated record.
AUUCUAUACACACGAAAAAGGAAAAAGAAAAAAGAAAUCUAAUUCCCUUUUACGUAGCGUAGGUAGUGUUUUUUAAAUUACGAAGAUAGUGUUGGUUGUUUUGGUGUACUCCAGUCCAGGCCAGGCCAAUAACACAGGGAGGAUAUGAAAGGGAGAGGAAAGAAAGUAGGGAAAUUCCAUCGUCUUUCUUCCGCAAUAAUGUGCGAUGUGGAGCGUAAACGAAUGGAUUUGAUGCCUACUUUUGGGGACUUGAAUUAAUUUAUUGAUCUAUUCCUGGUCCUGGUCCUCCUGAAUUGAACCCGAAAAACAGCGGGCACCAGCUAGCAGGACGACGAGACGAGAGAGCCCGAGUCGCCCUCCUCCUCCUCCUUGCCAUUGCUAGAGGGAGGGAGGAGGGGGUGACGGCGCCGCUGCUGCCAGGAUCACAAUCAACAUGGGCGACUCCGAUGACAAGGCUGACAUGCUCCAGGUCUCCGAGGAUACGGCGCACCAGAUUAGCGUUGAUCCUUGGUAUCAAGUUGGAUUCGUUCUGACUACUGGGGUGAAUAGUGCAUAUGUUCUGGGAUACUCUGCAUCAAUCAUGGUCCCGUUAGGCUGGAUUGGUGGGACAUGCGGCUUGAUCCUAGCUGCCGCAAUAUCCAUGUAUGCUAAUGCUCUCCUUGCUCGCCUUCAUGAAGUUGGAAGCAAACGCCAUAUCAGAUACAGAGAUCUUGCUGGGCACAUUUACGGUAGAAAAAUGUAUUCGCUUACAUGGGCUCUCCAAUAUAUUAAUCUUUUCAUGAUCAACACUGGAUUUAUAAUAUUAGCUGGUCAAGCCCUGAAGGCAACAUAUGUAUUGUUUAGGGAUGAUGGAGUUCUAAAGCUACCUUACUGUAUAGCAUUGUCCGGGUUUGUCUGUGCUCUUUUUGCCUUUGGAAUUCCGUAUCUCUCUGCUCUCAGGAUAUGGUUGGGAUUCUCAACAUUUUUCAGCCUCAUCUAUAUUGCGGUGGCAUUUGUUCUGUCACUUAGAGAUGGGAUAACCACACCUGCAAAGGAUUAUACUAUUCCUCAAUCACAUUCAGCUAGAAUCUUCACUACGAUAGGUGCUGUAGCAAACCUCGUGUUUGCGUACAACACUGGAAUGCUGCCAGAAAUCCAAGCAACCAUAAGGCCUCCUGUGAUCAAGAACAUGGAGAAGGCUCUAUGGUUCCAAUUCGCUGUCGGUUCGUUACCUUUUUAUGCUGUGACCUUUAUGGGCUAUUGGGCUUAUGGAUCCUCAACAUCGAGUUUUCUACUAAAUAGUGUGAAAGGACCAAUUUGGAUAAAAUCCGUGGCAAAUUUGUCAACGUUUCUUCAGACCGUCAUAGCAUUACAUAUAUUUGCAAGCCCAAUGUAUGAGUUCUUGGACACAAGGUACGGCAGCGGACAUGGUGGCCCUUUUGCAAUCCACAACAUAAUGUUCAGAGUGGGUGUCAGAGGAGGCUACCUGACUGUCAACACCUUGGUGGCUGCGAUGCUCCCAUUCCUUGGUGACUUCAUGAGUUUGACAGGAGCUCUCAGCACCUUCCCCCUGACAUUCGUUCUUGCAAAUCACAUGUACCUGAUGGUGAAGAGGAACAAGCUGCCUACCUUCCAGAAAUUCUGGCAUUGGCUGAAUGUUGUUGUGUUCAGCUUGUUGUCCAUCAUAGCUGCAGUUGCUGCGCUGAGGCUAAUCAUGGUCGAUUCCAGUACUUACCAUUUGUUUGCUGAUUUGUGAGGCCCGAAAUUUCAGUGCAGCCAUGCGCCUGUAAAUUAGUACCCUUUUGUUACUGUUCUUUAGGGAAUGGAGUUUGGACGGCCUUUUGUUCUGUUCUUGUUCUUUACUUAGGGAAAUGGAGUUUGGACGGUGGCCAUUGCAAUAUAACCUUGGAUGAAAAUGUCCCCAUUUUUCUUUUGUUUCAACUGCGAGAUAGUAGUAGAUUCAUGCUACAUGCUGUCAGUAGUGAUACUUGUGCGAGCGACAUGUCAGCA